UGGAUUUGAAAUCUUCAAAUGGUGUAUUUGGAAGAGCUGACCUUAGAGCGGGGAAUUGCCAGGUGUCCAGAUGAUGUCAAUGACCCCCACUGCUGCUCCGACGACACCUUGGGCAUGACCUGCACCCGCUAGAAUGCCUGGAUGGUUCAGAAAGGCGUGGUAUGGGCUGGCAUCUUUACUCAGCUUCUCCUCCUUCGUCCUGAUCAUCGUUGCCCUGGCGGUGCCCCACUGGCUGAGUGGGAAAAUCCUCUGUCAGACUGGAGUGGACCUGGUCAAUGCCACGGAUCCAGAGCUGGUCAAGUUCAUCGGGGACAUUUACUAUGGACUCUUCCGAGGGUGCAAGGUGCGGCAGUGCGGGCUCGGGGGCCGCCAGUCCCAGUUCACAAUCUUCCCGCACCUGGUGAAGGAGCUCAAUGCCGGCCUUCACGUGAUCAUUCUGCUGCUCCUCGUCUUGGCCUUGGCCCUGGCUCUGGUCAGCAUGGGCUUUGCCAUCCUCAACAUGAUCCAGGUUCCGUACAGGGCAGUCAACGGCCCCGGGGGCAUCUGCCUAUGGAAUGUCCUUGCAGGCGGAGUUGUGGCUUUGGCCAUCACCAGCUUCGUGGCAGCGGUGAAAUUUCACGACCUGACCGAACGGAUCGCCAACUUCCAGGAGAAGCUCUUUCAGUUCGUCGUGGUGGAAGAGCGGUACGAGGAGUCGUUUUGGAUCUGUGUGGCCAGUGCCUCGGCCCAUGCUGCAAACUUGGUUGUGGUGGCCAUCAGUCAAAUUCCUCUCCCGGAGAUCAAGACCAAAAUAGAAGAGGCCACAGUCACGGCUGAGGAUAUCUUGUAUUAAUAGCCAUCUGCUCACACCCUUUCCUACAUCAGUUCUGCAGUGUGAAUGGAGACCUCGUUUGUUCAGCAGGCUUCACAGUCCAGAAGAUCCAUGUUCUUGGUGGUAAGAAGAAGAAGGAAGUUGAAGGAGGGAGGGUGGUGCCUGGGCCAGAAAAGAAAAACUUUCCCGAAUUCCUGGCAUCUCUGCCCUUUUUUCUCACUGACCUUGGAGUUAGAGUUGGAGACUCUGCCACUUGCUGGCUGUGUGCUGGACAAUUCACUUACUGUCUGCAUCUCAGUUUCCUCAUCUGUAAAAUGGGGAUAUUAACGACCUCACAAGGUUGUAAUGAGGUUUACAUGGGCAAUAAUGUUCCCAGCCUUUGCAUAUGGUAGAGCAUGCUACCAAUAUAAGGUACUGUCCACUCUGAGACAUGUCUCUAGACCCCCGAUCUAUUUCAUACAAUAUUAGGGGGAUACAGAGAGGCAUAUGAUAAUGUCCCUGCCCUCCACAAACACCUAAUCUUUCCAUACGACACAGGAAUCGGAUAGCAACAGUGACACUAAGAAUGAAAAUAACUACCUUUUUUGGAGUGGUUACUACAUGCAGUUAUAGGAUUUUUACAUAUAUUCACUCAUUGGGUCCUCACUACAAACUCAGAUUGUCAGUACUAUUUUAUUACCAUUUUAUAGCAGAAGAAAUUGAAGCGAGAGGUUGGGUAACUUGCGGAGGGCAGGAAUUAAAUCAAGGAAGUCUGGAGCCAGAGUUUAUACUUGUAACCACUUUGCUCCUCUAUUGUGUGACGUCAAGCCAUGGCAAUGCACCCUGAUCAAUGCUCUGUUAGUUCAAGCAUAAAGGACCGAGGAAGGGAUUAAUUCUUCAGGAUGGAAGGUGGUAUUAAAGAAAGUGUCACAGAGUUGACAUUUGAUCUGUACUUUGAAAGAUGAGUCGAUCUUUUCCAGUGGUGAGGGAAGCAGGGCUGGAGAAGGGCAUUCCAGGAUAAGUCAGUAAUGAGGGAAGGCACAAGGUAUGAAAUUACAAGGAGGGCUGGGAAGCACGUGAAUACCCAGUGAGGUUAGACUGUUGGUCUAAUUCACCUGUUGGAGAAACCCAGGUGUCUUGUGUUGGGUUUUCCUGAGUGGUACUGUGAUGGUUAAUUUUAUGUGUCAACUUAGGUAGGCCAUGGUACCCAGAUAAUUGGUUAAACACUAUUCUAGGUGUUUUUGUGAAAGUAUUUUUUGGAUGGGAUUAAUGCUUAAAUCAGUGGACUUUGAGUAAAGCAAAUUGCUCUCCCCAGUGUGGAUGGGCCUCGUCCAAUCAGUUGAAGGCCUUCUCUGGAGAACCCUCACACAUACAUGUACACAACUUAAUUCAUUUUCCCAUGAUGCCAACUGGGGUGAAUCCUUGCCCCAGUCUUCUGUCUUCAUGCCAAGUAAAAGUUGUCUAUCCUCCAAAUUAGCUCCAUCUAGAAUGACACCUGAUUGGGACUCACUCUACCUUUGUUUAACUCUCCACUUCAGGAAGUUUCCAUGGCAUCUCUUCUGUUCUAAUUGCUUAUGAUUUCCUGCUGUGCUCACCUGUCUCUUCCAGCCCUCUUUCGCCAUCCCAGACAUAGCUUCAGUACUAUUUAAUGGACUGAGGUCACUCAUCAAAUAUGCAGAUGACACAUGGCUGGAAGGGAUAGUUAACAUGAUAGGAGAUGGAUCCAAAAGAUAGCAACAGACUGCAGUGCUGUCUUGAAAACAGUGGAAAUGUCAAUGUCCUAUCAAGUUUAACAGAAAGUCCUGCUAACAGUUAAAGAAAAUAACAUAAAUACAGAAGACUCUGGCAACAGUUUCUAUCAUAAACAUCUGAGGAUCUUGGUAAAUUUAUUCAUUCAACAAGUAUUGAAACUGAUCUAGCUGCUGGGAGCAGAGCAGUGAACACACAGACAAAAAUCCCUCCCCUCUGGGGGCUGGCCCUGUGGCCGAGUGGUUAAGUUUGCGCGCUGCGCUGCAGGCGGCCCAGUGUUUCGUUGGUUCGAAUCCCGGGCGAGGA
Molecule: messenger RNA, 2845 nt
Organism: Equus quagga
Lineage: Eukaryota; Metazoa; Chordata; Mammalia; Perissodactyla; Equidae
Gene: CLRN2
Product: clarin 2
Exons: 3
Coding region: 134-832 (232 amino acids)
Source: RefSeq, a predicted model, not a curated record